Trichobilharzia szidati is the source of this 1545-nucleotide messenger RNA. The record is from the annotation of a GenBank genome assembly. NCBI's taxonomy places the organism in Eukaryota, Metazoa, Platyhelminthes, Trematoda, Strigeidida, Schistosomatidae.
AUGCAGGACCCUACUCUACAGUUCUUGCGUGCUUUAGUCACACACGGUGAGAAUAGGUAUUGUUUCGACUGCCAUCAGAGAGGUCCGACUUAUGUCAACAUAACCAUUGGUUCCUUCGUCUGCACAACAUGUAGUGGUGCAUUGAGAAAGUAUAAUCAUAGAGUAAAGUCAAUUUCCAUGUCGAAUUUUUCACAGUCAGAGAUUGAUUUCUUGUGUACACGCGGGAAUAAGGCAUGUCGGAAAAUUUAUUUGGCACUAAGUGAUGACCAGACUAUGACGGAAAAAGAUCUGAAGGACAGUGCCUUGGAUAACUUCUUAAGACAAAAGUACCAGCUGCAAAAAUGGUAUCGUGAUCCAACACCUCAGAUAGAAGCUGAGGCUUUAAAAGAAAAUCGUGAACUGCUUGAACAAGCAGAGAAAAAUAUGAAUCAGAAAAGCAAUCGUACUACUUGCGGUAAUGCAGCAGCUGGACUUAUCGUCUUACCUACUCGUGUAAAUGCGAACGCUUCACAAGUCAAUUCAACCGGUGGGACAAGUCAAAGUAGUGGUGCUAGUAGUAUUAAUGGCGAAAACACGGCACCACAGCAGUCUGUUACAAAUCACGUUGUAUCUAGUCAAAAGCAGGAUGCAUUUAGUUCCCAAGCUAAAAUUAACACAGAUCCAUUUGCUUCGUUUACACCAAAUUUUCCAUCGACUGGCAAAGAAGAUCUUUUCGGAAAUUUCCCCCAAAAAGUUACAACCUCUACCACCAAUGUGAAUAUGAUGACCCAACCGUUUCCCAGUGUACAUUCAACUAUGCCUACUAGUAUGUUUACAAAUUCAUCGGUGAAUACAACUAACAAUUUCUAUGGAUCGAAUAGUAGCGGUGACAAGUAUGCUGCACUCGCAGAACUUGAUGGUCUAUUCAAAAAUAGUGGAAUUAAUUCAUCUACUUCAGAAACUGUUGAAAAAGCAGUUAACGAUAUCACUGUAUCUAAAAGUAACAUUCCUAUUGUGAAUACUAGUCAUUGGGCCACAUCAUUCACACCUCAAAUUUCUUAUCCCAGCAAUACUGUUGUUGGAACACAUGGAUGGCCUACAAAUACACCUUUCCAGGAUACUACACAUACACAUACACUAAAUCCCUUUGCAAAUUCAGCAGUCGGUGUUCAAAAUCCUACAGCGUUUAACAGAAUCCCUAAUCCAUUCACAAAUUAUCCUAUUGUUGCAGCCUCUCCAAAUAUCAAUCAUCAGUUCACUGAACCAGUCAGUUUACCGAAAUCAGAUAGUAGUAAAAAUCCUUUUCUAUCCAUUACUCAACAGUCAUUUAGUGUGAAUCCAUUUUCCAAUUUAACAAAUCCUACUGCUAUCUCGUAUCCACAAUCAACUAUGAAUUCAUUCUUACCAAUUAAUAUGCACUCAGUUAAUAGCUUUCCAACAAAAAUGAAUAAUCCUGUGAAUGGAAUGGUUGGACAGCUGGGGUCUAGCGGAUUUCCAGAUAACAACAACAACAAUAACAAUGGGGAAACGUCUCGUCCUCAAAUGUCUAAUUUCAAUCCUUUUUGA